Messenger RNA from Penicillium brevicompactum, 300 nucleotides. RefSeq lists its product as uncharacterized. The annotation marks the transcript as partial. The transcript is spliced from 2 exons. NCBI's taxonomy places the organism in Eukaryota, Fungi, Ascomycota, Eurotiomycetes, Eurotiales, Aspergillaceae. The record is from RefSeq and is a predicted model, not a curated record.
CAGGGUAAUUUGAAGGGCAAAAAAAAGACAAAAAAAGAGAUGAGGCUGACCCGUCUCGACCAGAUAACCUUGCGAACUGGAGUCGCUAUUAGAAUGUUAGUGAAAUGUUCGGAUAUGCUAGUGAUAUCAUUUGAAACUUACCACGCGCUACCAAUUGCGCCACAGCCCCAACUUGGUGCCAAUUUUCGGCGUCGACAGUACUGUAACAGUGUAAUUUACCACGCGCUACCAAUUGCGCCACAGCCCCAAUUUGGUGGAAUUUUUGCCGAUUUGAGGAAUUAUGAGCCUAUGACCCACUGA